Messenger RNA from Phymastichus coffea, 3195 nucleotides. RefSeq names its product neuropeptide CCHamide-2 receptor-like. The record is from RefSeq and is a predicted model, not a curated record. Gene Ontology annotation, biological process: G protein-coupled receptor signaling pathway. NCBI's taxonomy places the organism in Eukaryota, Metazoa, Arthropoda, Insecta, Hymenoptera, Eulophidae. The coding region runs from base 275 to 1492 and encodes 405 amino acids. Gene Ontology annotation, molecular function: G protein-coupled peptide receptor activity. The transcript is spliced from 7 exons. Gene Ontology annotation, cellular component: membrane.
CCCAAGCUCUUCUCGUGGCCGUUCACUGCGUUGCCGAAUAAGAGCCUCGAAGGCAAGGCUCUCUUGCCCAAAUUGAUGACCAAGCGGUGACAUAUCCUUGUGCCAUCGAAGAAAGUUAUGUGCCAGUGUAUGUCUCGUUGUAAGAUAAAUCUUUCGCAAGCCCGCCUCGUCGACAUUGACUUUAUUCAGUUUUCUCCUUCUGGCAAAUCUGACACUAUCCAAUUAAUGAAGAGGUAACCGGAUCGACGAUAUUGGAGAAGAACUUAACCUUAGAAUGAUCCAUCUAUCAAGCUUAAAGAUGUACAACUUCACUUGGCAAGUAAAUGACUCGAUAUCAACGGCAUUCGGUUUGGAAGAGGAAGAUGAAGACGACGAAUAUAUUCCAUACGUGCAGCGGCCAGAGACGUACAUCGUACCCAUCGUUUUUCUGCUGAUUUUAGUUGUUGGCGUUGCUGGCAACGGAGUAUUGGUUUUCACUCUGCUACGGCAUGCAAACAUGAGAAAUAUUCCAAACAUAUAUGUACUUUCUUUAGCUUUGGGCGAUCUUCUGGUUAUCGUGACUUGCGUCCCCUUCACUUCGAUCCUUUACACCAUCGAGUCUUGGCCCUGGGGUCUCGCCGUUUGUAAGCUCUCCGAGUACGCCAAGGACAUCUCGAUUGGCGUCUCUGUCUUCACUCUUACUGCUCUCGCAGCUGAAAGGUACUAUGCGAUCGUGAAUCCGAUCCGACGGCAUGUCGCUGGAUUGUCGGCCAAGCCGUUGACCAUCAUGACCGUCAGCUUAAUCUGGGUGCUGGCGAGUAUACUCGCCCUGCCCGCGGCACUGUUCUCUCAUGUGCCGAGGGAACCCCUCAAGGGCAACCACAGCAUCGCGAUCUGCAGCCCCUUCCCCAAAGAAUUCGGUGACGGCUACGAGAAAACCAUGGUGCUAUUUAAAUUUCUCGUCUACUACGCGAUCCCUCUGCUUAUCAUAUCGGGAUUUUACCUGGGGAUGGCUCGUCACUUAGAACUCUCAACAAGAAAUAUGCCCGGGGAGCAACAGGGAGCUCCUCACCAUCGCGAGCAAAUAAAGGCGAGGAAAAAGGUCGGCAAGAUGGUGGUAUCGUUUGUAGUCAUAUUUUUCCUGUGUUUCCUUCCUUACCACGCCUUCAUGCUGUGGUUCCACUUUUACCCGUCAUCUCGAGAAGUUUUCGAUGAAUUCUGGCACGCGUUCCGAAUCAUAGGAUUCUGCUUGAGCUUCAUCAACAGCUGCGUCAAUCCCAUUGCAUUAUAUUUUGUCAGUGGAACUUUCCGGAAAAGGUUCAACGAAUACUUGUGCUGCUGUAUACCCAGCGUGAGGAGGGCGGCAAACGCCCAGGGACGAUUUCCGCGGACGAGGGGCGAGGCCAGCACGCUCUACGAGACGAGCUUCAAUUCGACCUACAGACGGCACACGCAGGAGCUGAACUCCAGCACGCUCCUGAAUUUCACCGGGGAGAUCAGCAAAUCCACUUGAGGCCAACUUCUCUAGCGGGAGUCGAUCUUGUAACUCCGAUCGACUCUUGCCGCCUUCCAAGACUGCGCGCCCAAACCGAUCGACUUUCAAGUACAGCCCGCGCAAGCUCCUGACGCAUCGCUGUAUUACGCGCGCAUCUGGACGACACUGCAUUAUACAUCUUGAAUUUGACCGCGUCAAUUGGAAUAUGAGUACUCUACAUGUGGAUAUUAUGACCGUGUACGCAAUUGAAACACUCGACGCGGAUAUCAAUGUAACUUCUCGAGUUAUUAAUAAUGACUGCAUCAUUCGGGACCAUUUGCCAUGAUCGAUUUUGGGUUGCUAUCGCGUAGUUUUUUUAGACAUUCAAGGCGCCACGCUUGCAUUUACGAUGAUUUCACAAAAUCUCGCUAUUACGACAUACUAAUCGUUGCAUGGCACCAGUCGCUAUCACGAUAAGCAUUGUCAUAAUUCUAACCAAAGUUGCUCAGUAUCCGACAAAUAAUAUUUUAUCUCACAUAAAACAGUUUGAAUCUUUCAAAGUAGGUUGUGGUUGUAGUUGUAGUGUACACCUGUUGCGACCCUUCUACAAACGAUGAUUUCUGUGAAGUGUCAGUUGGCUUUAUGAAUUGUUAAUGUACUGGGCGAUGUAUUCAUAAAGUGAGAGACUGUCGAUCGCGAAUUUGGCAACUUUAUUGACAUGAUAAAAUUGAAAAUUCAGACUUAUUUAUUUGUCAUCAUGAGAAUUGAAUUUCAGUCAUCGCGGUAUCUAGUAUCAAAGUGUCACGUCAAUAUACACGUAUAUUUCACACAAAAGAGAAUUCGUUUUUUAAUCAAGCUACUGUGUGAAAAACUUCUUUGGAAAUUAAUAACGAUAAACUCGUUAUACCCUAAAAGAAAAUUCUAGGUAGAAUUUUAAAACGAACGAAAGUUGAAAAACUAUAAAAGAGUAUAUUGCGAGAGUCUAUAAAAUAUUUUUUCAAACUAUGAAAUAUAUUUACUCACUAAAUCUAAUGUCGAGUACACGUCACUCAGUUUGGUAACACGUGUGAAUAUAUGAUGACGACCAUGUUGACUUUACCGUGUAUCUCUAUUGAACUCUAAUGCACCUCAUCUAGUCAUAUUAACGAUAAUUAUAUCUAAAUAGAAAUAUAAAUAGUUACAUUUGAUAUGAAUUUUAUUUAAGAAAUAAUUUCUGUUUUUGUUGUGAUAGUUUUAUUUUGUGAUUGGUUUAAUUGUUAAUGGACACAAAACUGAUGGAUGCAAUAAUUUAAAUGUCCAAUUUAUAUUCAAUAUAUGUAUAUAUGAAUUUAUUAACUUUAAAGUCGUGCUGUAAUAGAUAAGUCUUUGCCGCGUAUUAAAAAUGUUCCCAUCACAUUUUGCGAAUGCUAUAGUUCAAUAAUACACUAUAUAAAUAUAUAGAAUUCCUUUGUAUGAUAUUAUAUAUAUGAAUGGCAGAUAUAUAUUAAAGAAAUAAUGUUACGUCGCAUGAAAUCGUAAAUGUUCCUUGUUAAUAUAAAAAUUAUAUUUUUUAUUUCUAGGUGCACAUCUAUAUUAAUACGCCAAUAAAACUGUGAAUAACAUUCCAAAACUUUUUUACUAACACAAGAUGAUCACAAAUGGGGAAAAUACUGCUUAUUGCGUUACAUGAUAGAAUAUUUAACUGACUAAUAAAUACGUCAUUCGAUAUGCAACGUUGUCUCAUAGAUGUAUUAGUGAUAGGU